This is a messenger RNA of Paramecium sonneborni, 1085 nucleotides long. NCBI's taxonomy places the organism in Eukaryota, Ciliophora, Oligohymenophorea, Peniculida, Parameciidae. The record is from the annotation of a GenBank genome assembly.
AUGAAAAUUAGCAUUAUUUUAAACCUAAUCAAGUUAAAAAAAGAAAGAAGAUAAAUAUAAAAAAUAUUGGACAGCAUCCAUCCAGAAGAAUAACACUUUGCAUGCAAUAAAUAAGAAGAAAUUCUAUAUUACAAUAUAUACAUUUUGACCAUACUUCCUAUUUUGAGAAUAUUAGAAAUAAUAAAGCAUGCCCUUAUUGAAAAAUUCAUUAUCAAAAUUCCAGCAUUUCAUCCUUUCACAAAACAAUAGGUUGAAGAGGAAUCUUUACAUAUUUUCAAUGACUUUCUGGAUUCAUUAUCAUAAAAGGGAUAAAUGAAUGUAAAUAAAUACAUACAUAAUGUCAUUAAAAAGUAAAUCACCUAUUAAGAAGCACUCAAAAUAGCCACGGCUGCCAAAACCCAUCUAUUACAACCUAAUGAUUUCUAGAGGCAAUCUUCAAUAUAAUUAAAGCAUAUCAAUGGGAAUGUGAAAGUGAAAUCUAAAAUGUCUGAUUUUUAUGAAAAUACAGCAGAUGAUCAUUUGCAAAGGAAUUUAACAGAAAAUAAGACAUUUGAUUUUCUAUAUAUAUUUAUAGGUGAUAUCCAUUAUCAUAAAUUGUUGGAAGAUCCAGAUUAUUUAUAUAAUCAAAUCUAACACAUGAAUCCAGAUUACUGGAAAACUAAGUACACUCCAUUAAUGCAUAAAAUAAGUGAAUGUAUUGAUGAAGAUUUAGAAGAAUUUAUAAAGUAAGAAGAUAAAAAUUAGAAUAAAUAAGAAUAAUAAUUGUAGAAAUAAGAGUAUUGUUGUAUAUUGCGAGCAAUUUGUCAAUAUGCAGUGGACGUAUUGAAAAGCGUGAAUGUUGCCACUCUGUAUUAUUAUUCUGUAAAUUACUCGUUUCAGAAGUUUGUGAAUCGUUUGGAUGGAACCUAGGAUUUGCAAAGAAUUUUAUAUUUGACCCAAAAUCAUAAUAAAGAGAGGAAUAUGAAAUAACACGUAAAAGAUUUCUUGAGAGGACGUACGAAUUUCAUAAGAGAGAUAAGAAAUAAGUCUUUGGUUGAUAAGGGAGAAAGAGAGUUGAUAAAAAUAAUUUUAAAUUUCUGAUUUAU